Macrosiphum euphorbiae (potato aphid) is the source of this 267-nucleotide messenger RNA. Lineage: Eukaryota; Metazoa; Arthropoda; Insecta; Hemiptera; Aphididae. The record is from the annotation of a GenBank genome assembly.
AUGAUGGGCCUGGCGCGGGUGUUCGCGAUAGUCGGCGCAUUUACCGACAGCGACGUCGCCUGGACGCUCAACACGGCUCUCAACUCGCUGCAGGGCGCGUUCAUAUUCGUCGCGUCCGACUGCAACCAAAUCACCGUGCAGAAGUUGGCUGUGUUCCGCAAACAACCCUUCCGUGUCCGAUACGCAGACGACCACAGCGGCCACGCCACUCAGUGCCUCGACUUAGCGCUCGCCCGACUGAAAUUUCCCAACAAGCAUAAUGUGUAG